Messenger RNA from Gavialis gangeticus (Gharial), 1341 nucleotides. It is a transcript of the gene CATIP, whose product is annotated as ciliogenesis associated TTC17 interacting protein. Bases 107 to 1297 code for a protein of 396 amino acids. NCBI's taxonomy places the organism in Eukaryota, Metazoa, Chordata, Crocodylia, Gavialidae. The record is from RefSeq and is a predicted model, not a curated record. The transcript is spliced from 9 exons. Gene Ontology annotation, biological process: cilium organization; actin filament polymerization.
CCUGGGGGGUCUCGCGUGGAGUGCAUUUCGGGGGCAGGGGACGAGGGUGUUGGGCGUCUCGCGUGGGGCUCCGCGGCCCGGGCUGAGCCCCGCGUGUCCCGCAGGGAUGGCGGCCGCGCCGGGCCCGGGGCAGAAAGUGGCAGCGCCGAGCCGAGCCGCCCUGGAGCUCCUGUCGCUGCUCGGUGGGUCCCUCCCCACGCGUGACCCCGCCCCGCGGGCUGCUGCGUCCUUGCCGGGCGUCGUCACGCAGAUCCACGUCACGGGAUCACCUUGUCCUGCCGCGCGACCCCCCUCGAAGAAGAGCAUGCUGGGAGAUGGGGUCGCAGCAGGGGAGGGGGCUAGGAGCGGGCCAAGCUGCCCCUCCCAGCAUGCACCGCGACAGCGUGGGGCUUCGCGGGUGGGGUCUCUCAGGGGAAGGAUUUUCGCGCGAGCCUGCGUGCUGGUGCGGGCCACGAGCCGGGCCUGCGUGGACGGCGCGCCGUGCGGCACCUCCCUGCACGCCUUCGUGUCCAAGAAGCUGGAGACCCUGGAGCAGCACCAGCACGAGUACGUGAAGCUGCCCGGGCACCCCCUGGACAAGACGACGCAGCUGGUGCAGCGCGGGGGCAAGAUCCUCAUCAGCUGCACCACGGUGGAGGGAGAGGAGCAGCAGAGCCAGCACUGGGUGCAGGAGCUGCCGGCCGCGCAGGGGUUGGUGUUGGAGGGCGCGGCCGUGCUGCUGGGGCGCGUGCUGGCUCGGCGCUGCGCCGUGCCCCCCAGCACCAUCUUCCUGGCCCUGGAUCCUGAGGGCCGCUUCUGCCCGGCUGCCUAUAGCGUGCUGGGCAUGCAGCGGCAGCAGGUGGGCGCGGAGGAAGCCGAGGUCUUCGUGCUGGAGCGCACCGUGGGCGCCGCUGUGCCCCUGACCUGGCAGGACAGCUUCUUUCCUGACGGGCAUCUGACUCGGCGCGUCCAGGUGGGCUGCCCCACCACUGCCCUGCUGUUGGACAAGCCGCCGCUGCCGGAGCAGGAGCCCACCGAAGCCCCCCUGGCCUGGGGGAAGCAGCCCCUGGCAUGGGAGGACGACAUGCAGCUCCGCUCACAGUUCCUGGACAGGAAGGAGGAGCUGCAGGCCUCGCAUGCCGCCUACGUGCGGCGCCACCCGGAGCUGCCCGCGCUGCUGGGGGACUUCCUGCAGGCCCUGCUGCUGCGCCAGCCCCCAGACCCCUCCACCUUCGCCGCCACCUUCUUCGCCCCCUUCGCCACCCGGCGCCCCCCGUCACCCUCCUUCCGCAGCGCCUGCCCACCCAGCCCGCCCUAAAGGGCUCGAGGACUCCAGUUUUGCUGCCCUGGUGCAUUGUGGGU